Messenger RNA from Alternaria alternata, 2247 nucleotides. RefSeq lists its product as hypothetical. The transcript is spliced from 5 exons. Bases 1 to 2247 code for a protein of 748 amino acids. The record is from RefSeq and is a predicted model, not a curated record. Lineage: Eukaryota; Fungi; Ascomycota; Dothideomycetes; Pleosporales; Pleosporaceae.
AUGCGCUACGACGACUGGGAUGUGAUCCUCUUCCCUAAGGACUCUCACGUACCGAUACAGGAGUUCAAGACUGCCUGUUAUGUCUCACCUAAAGAGUAUGGCCGCCAGCUGCCUACUUUGACAUGUUACAUCAACUCGUUGCCAACGUCUACGCCGUUCCGCAUCUCUGUACACUCAUGGGCUACGCUAUCAAAAGCCUCGCCGCUCAUCGAAUCCCGACGGAAGACGAACCAGAAGGUCGUAUACACUGUUCAGGUCAUUUUCGACGGGGCUAGAGUCUUUCGUGGCUUCUUCGACAUUACCUCAAAAUGGCCCCAGGAGAUCGCCCAUGAGAAGAGGUCGCUUACCAUCAAUGACUACCCCACAAGCCAACAGAAGCCAUACCUCGAAUUCCCACCCUUUCACCAUCGUACCCUCAUGCAAAGCUCGUGGGAUGCGCGCGAUCCAAAUGGACGUAUAAGGAUAACACUGUCAGAACAGCUGAUCACGAAGUCAACCAGCCCUGGGGAAGCGGACCUUGACAUCUUGGAACAAACGGGAAUCUCAUGGCCGAUACGGAACCCCCUGUAUCUACCCAAUGGCCUUGAACGAGCUACAUACCUAUCGCAGACGUCUCCAACACUGUCUUGGGCCCCCAAAGUUCGACCUUUCAUAGGAGAUAUGCAAAUGCAAUCGCCGAUAUCGCAACGUUCUAUGUACAAUGUCGACAGGCCACCCAACAUCUUGCCAAAUCGACGAUCCAACGCACACUUGCCAUCCAUAUCGCAGUUUUCGAAGCCAGUUCCGAGCUUAAAAAACAACAGCCGCCUGGGUACAUGGGGCGAUACUCUCAACUCGCUCGGUGGUUGCGCCGAUGACGUGAGCAUGGAUACUUGGUCAACAAAGAGAACUACGUCAGGUUCAACUAGCGAUAUGGCUAUGCCUGAUUACUCGUACACAUCGUCACAUUUAUCAAGACAGGGCCCUCCACCAUGGAUGCCCGACAAGUCGCAAUACAGCCAGAGUAACAGCACAGACUGGGAAAACCAUCAUCCAGGGAAAGACAAGGAAAGACAACUCGUCGUCACGCUUCGAGACGACCAACUAGGUCAGAUCAUUGAAGCCAUGAGCCCGCCAAAGCAGAAUCGUGAAUUACAGCAUGGGUUUUGUAACCAGCACCACGAGAAUGCUGGUAGACCACCAACUGCUCACACAUACCAUCCGUCGAAGCCAGAAAUCGUUCCGCCAGUCAAUCGUCCAUCUUCAGCAUCUAUCGUUCGCAAGUCGUCCUAUGCGGAACUCAACAACGUCCUACGAAAUGCUUCGAACAAGCAGUCACCAACUAAACAACGGUCGCAAGAUAAGGUAAACGACAAAUCUUCUACCCUGAACCAUCUUUCUGUUUCAACCAAUAAGGAAAACUACCCUCCUUCGCAGUCACGGUUGCCCACACCUUUUCCGCACGCGAAUCGCGUGCCCACACCAAACCCUUUCGCACAGAGGUUGCCAACUUACACCUCAGAUGUCUCGAUGAGGGACCCAUCCAUCGCCCUCUCAAGUAUAUAUAGAUUCAAUCGAAGUGAGGCGCCACCUCUAACCGCCGAACCUGCUAAAUUUGGGUCUGCUCACGGCCCAUCAACUGUGAAUAUUAGGGGCAGGAAAGAAGGCUUCACUUCCAGUUUACCAAGGCUAUCGGAUCAAGCAAUGCGCCAUGACCAGAGCUCCCCACCAUCACCAAAUUCAGGGUCUCAGACAGUACAUAAUUUCGCCUCUAAGGGUCAAGACAAACCUUUACAUGACACUCAGGGCGGUAUCCCUGACCUAGUUGAAGUAAUCGACGUGGACGCUAUUGAUGCGCAUUUAGCCACCAACGCCGCUUUGGACGGUACGAAGCUUUCUCCGUUCAAACCCUGUCAUAAGACUGGAGUGUCGCUUUCAAGCAUCGACAGUACCGGCCGUCUAGAGAGACAGCUAUUCAGCGCCCUAGGCGAGGAACUGGGCAGCUUUGAGCACCAUAUCGACAACACAGGCAUGGGACCCGAACUUACGCAGGCAAUUGGCGGCGGAAUGGCACAUUCUGAUGUCAGCGGCACUGUCAUGCUGAAUCCGACAGCGAGCGACUUUGAGCCAACUAUCAAGCGUAAGAGACAGGUUACAUUAAGUCAUGGUGAUAGGGAGAGGAGCCCAAUGACGAAGAAGGAGAAGGCCGAGUUGGUUCGUGCUGAGGGUCAGGAUGAGGAGGUGGUGGUGUGUUUGAGAGGAGACUGA